This is a messenger RNA of Cladocopium goreaui, 1891 nucleotides long. The record is from the annotation of a GenBank genome assembly. Lineage: Eukaryota; Dinophyceae; Suessiales; Symbiodiniaceae.
UCAGAUGAUUAUCAGACUAUACCUUUGUGUGAUUUUGUGUGUCUCACCUUGUCACCUUUGGGAUGGAUCUCGUUCGGGAUCAGGGGUCCGGAUGGGUUCCAUCCAUGAGCCAUGCGCUUGUGGUCUCAAUGCUGCUGCUGGCGGCUGUACACCUACGCUUGACCAAGUCCGAUGUGUACCUCGGGCUGGCCGCGCUUCGUCAGCAAAUCCGGCAGCACACCAAGGUCCUGACCCAGCGCGAGCUGGAUCGACAGCAUCGAUUUGAGGCGGAACUGCUCAGAGUUCGGAUAGACGUCUAUGACAGGGUUCGCCGUGUUGGGAUUCAUAUCGUUUUCGCAUACAGUCUUUCCAUAAUGCAGCAGCUGCUGACUGAUCCCCGGUCUUCAUGCAUGCAACUUCUAGGCCCCCUGGUGGAAUAUGCGCUGCACACUUUGCUGCAAACAGGUUAUUUGGAGAUCAAAACAUGGAACCACUUUCGCAUGCUGCGAUGUGUUUGGCUUUGUGGCUACGCUGCGUGUGCGUACGCUGUGGCCAAUGAGAUGGACUAUGAACGCUUUUGUGCCAUGGAAAAGCUUUCAGCUGCGGCACUUAUGGUUCAAAGUGUGGUGUUUCUGGAUUGCAAGGUGACUGUCCCCGUCUAUAUCUUUGGAGCCACAGUGGUCACUUUGAAACACUGGCAUUGGACGGGCUUCGUGCUAGCAAGUUUGGUCUGGCAUGUCGCGUUUGCCGGGAUGAUGGCCUGCGUGGUCUUUGCCAUGCAAUAUCACAUUGCCGCAAAAUUGGAAUCUGAAGAUGUGUCCUCUCUCCUCCUGGCAUCGCGGCGUGUUUUGAGGGGGGUCUGUGACGGUGACGUGGUUUUGGACUGUCGCACUCAUCGCAUUCUGGAGGAUUCCACCUCAUUGGAACGGCUCUUGAAUGUCAAGAGGAAGUUGAGUGGGAGCAACUUCUUGGAUCUCUUUCUGGACGCUGAUGGGCGGCAGCAAUUUUUGCAGUUUCUGCAGAGUGAAGCGCUUCCCCAACAACGCAAAGCAGCCAUCCCGCCUUGCUGGCGGAUUGUCUUGCAGGGUGCGCAUGGCCCGGUGUCCACCGAUGUCUUCUGCACAAGCUGUGCUGCAGCAGGGCAAGACUUUUACCUGCUGGCGUUGCGGGCCGAUCCAGAUCAGUUUGGCAUCCCCCCUGAUGCACCUUACCCACCUCAGUCGGCUGCAUGGCAGUUCGAUCAGGAGCAACAACAGCCAAAAAGGCAGCCUUCAGAGGGCAACAGCUCAGUAGAAGUUGCGGAGGCCUUCAGGGAGCUCAUGCAGGUGCGGCUGCUUGUGAAUAUCGACACCCCCCGGCUGGACAUCGAGGAGGCCACCCUGUCUUUCUCGCGCUCACGCCACAGGGAUGGCAUGCCGACACUGCGCAGCUUCGUUUCCAUCAACGAUUGGGACCGAGUAGAAGACCUCUUUCGCAGUGCCAAGGAGAGCUUCAAAGCCGGGGGCGCACAAGCCUGGCAUUUCCCAUCACCCCUGUUGUUCCGGAUCCCCGGCAGCCGCCCACGCAGUUACCUCCGUGCCAGAAGUGCCGUGGUGACCGUCGGGGAUGAAGAUGAAGAUGAAGAGUCGCAAGGUCCACCAGCUUUUGAAUUCCACUUGGCUACCUUUGACCUCAAGCAUUCUCGCCAGCCAAGAGAGCAGGACCUCGAGAGCAUUGGUGAAGAUGGGGAAUAGGAGAGCGAAUAGCAUUUUGUUUUCAAGAAGGCAAAUCACGGAAAUUUGGUGCGGACCCAUUUCUUGAUGGUUAGAAGUUAGAAGCUUGUAUUGAAUUCUGGCAGAGAUCUCACCUCUGUCAAGAGAAUCAAGAGACAUCCAGACAGCCUCACUUUCUUGUGUGAUUGCGAGCGAAAAAA